CCCGCUGUCGAGCUUGGUGACUCGGUGCCCGCUGUCGUGCCUGAUGCCUCGGUGCCCGCUGCCUCGCCUGAUGCCCCGGUGCCCGCUGCCUCGCCUGAUGCCCCGGUGCCCGCUGCAAUACCUAAUGGCCCGGUACCCGCUGCUCCGCCUGAUGGCCCGGUGCCCGCUGCCCUGCCUGAUGCCCAGCCUGACGUGCCUCUGUCCGCUGCCCAGCCUGACGUGCCUCUGUCCGCUGCCCAGCCUGACGUGCCUCUGUCCGCUGCCCAGCCUGACGUGCCUCUGUCCGCUGCCCAGCCUGACGUGCCUCUGUCCGCUGCCCAGCCUGACGUGCCUCUGUCCGCUGCCCAGCCUGACGUGCCUCUGUCCGCUGCCCAGC
Messenger RNA from Staurois parvus, 376 nucleotides. Lineage: Eukaryota; Metazoa; Chordata; Amphibia; Anura; Ranidae. The record is from the annotation of a GenBank genome assembly.